AUGUUGACAGUUUUCAAACUUCUUGAAUUAGCAUUUGCUUAUAAAUGGACAUAUACUCGACGAAUGCCAUUAAAACUGCUAGCUUUAUAUUUACUUGCCCUUCCACGAAUGCCAGAAUCUGAAGCAAAGUUAGCAGGGUUAUCAAAACAAUAUGUACGUCGAGAAGGUAUCUUGUUAAUUUUACGAAGUAUUUUUCAAUGUAUUAUUUUUCGAAUACUUCUUUACUUAAUACCUCUUGAAUGGCUUUCACUUUCUUCAUCAUCAUUUUUUCCAAUAUUCCGUUUCCUUCGUUAUGUGUUAUUGAGUGUUCUUCUAUAUCUGUCAAUUGAUGGUGCUACUGGUCAAGUACAUAAUUUCUAUAAAUUUGCUCGAAAUCAAGGUAAUACAAUUAAUGAAGUUUAUAAUUAUGGUCAAGAAUGUAUUAUUAUCGACAUGAUACUUUCUUUAUCUAAUGGUCGUCCAACAAUUAAAUCUAUUCUUCCUAGUUACGAAAACUGA
This is a messenger RNA of Rotaria sp. Silwood1, 498 nucleotides long. The record is from the annotation of a GenBank genome assembly. NCBI's taxonomy places the organism in Eukaryota, Metazoa, Rotifera, Eurotatoria, Philodinida, Philodinidae.